AUGAGGUUAUUUUUCCUGCUUGCUCUACUGGUUCUCUGCCAUGGGAAACCAUACAAGCGAAUCAAUGUCAUGGAUCUACUGAAGAUCCAUGACAUCAUGCAGCAGGAUGCAGGAGACGAUGAUGACGAAGAUGAUGAUGACGACGGUGAUUAUGAUGAUAAUAAUUUCCUGUUAGACUGCCCCUUUGCGUGCCAGUGUUCUUUGAGGGUUGUUCAGUGCUCAGAUCUAGGUUUAACAUCGGUGCCAGAAAACAUUCCACCUGACACAUUGAUGAUUGAUCUCCAAAACAAUGACAUUACUGAAAUCAAGGAGGAUGAUUUCAAAGGCAUGGGAAAUCUCUAUGCCCUGUUUUUGGUCAACAACCAGAUAUCCAAAAUUCAUCCAAAGGCAUUCAGCAACAUGGAGAAACUCAAGCUUCUGUACCUGUCUUACAAUUUACUGACACAAAUACCUGUAAAUCUCCCAAAGAACAUUCUGGAGCUGAGGAUCCAUGACAAUAAGAUCAGUAGAAUCCAAAGGGAAGCAUUCAAAGGGAUGCAGUCCUUACAUGUUCUGGAGAUGAGUGCAAAUCCAAUCACCAACAAUGGGAUUGAACUGGGAGCUUUUGACAGUAUGUCCACCCUUUACUUGAGAAUAGCAGAAGCAAAGCUUUCGGCAAUACCAAAAGACCUCCCAUCAUCACUUACUGAACUUCAUUUGGAUUACAACAAAAUCGCCAAAGUAGAAGAGGAAGACCUGCGCAGAUACAAAAAGUUACUAAGGCUAGGGCUGGGGUUUAAUCAAAUCAAGUCUGUUGAGAAUGGAACAAUGGCCAACAUCCCUAGCAUUAGAGAAAUCCAUUUGGAUAAUAACAAACUGAAAAAGGUCCCACCAGGCUUGAAUACACUGAAGUACUUACAGGUUGUGUACCUUCAUGCUAAUAGCAUUAACAGUGUGGGGGUGAAUGACUUCUGCCCCAUAAGAAGCAGGGUGAAGAAGACCCUCUAUUCAGGAAUCAGCCUUUAUGCCAACCCUGUGAAAUACUGGGAGAUCCAGCCAGCAACUUUCCGUUGUGUAUCUGGCCGCAGGGGGGUGCAACUGGGCAACUUUGGAAGGAAGUGA
Chanos chanos (milkfish) is the source of this 1101-nucleotide messenger RNA. RefSeq names its product asporin (LRR class 1) (gene aspn). The record is from RefSeq and is a predicted model, not a curated record. Gene Ontology annotation, molecular function: protein binding. The coding region runs from base 1 to 1101 and encodes 366 amino acids. Lineage: Eukaryota; Metazoa; Chordata; Actinopteri; Gonorynchiformes; Chanidae. The transcript is spliced from 7 exons.